Messenger RNA from Oncorhynchus mykiss (rainbow trout), 1161 nucleotides. RefSeq names its product CD276 antigen homolog. NCBI's taxonomy places the organism in Eukaryota, Metazoa, Chordata, Actinopteri, Salmoniformes, Salmonidae. Gene Ontology annotation, cellular component: external side of plasma membrane. Gene Ontology annotation, biological process: T cell receptor signaling pathway; regulation of cytokine production. The record is from RefSeq and is a predicted model, not a curated record. Gene Ontology annotation, molecular function: signaling receptor binding.
ACAGUUUCCUGUGUGUAUCAAGAAUGGUCAGCCAGCCAAAAGAGAUUCACAACAACAAAAAAAUGAUUCACUCCAGCAGGGAACUGAUUACAGGAAUACUGCAUGUUGUAAGCGGAGACAGAGUGGGCGCAGUUAGACAGAAGCAAAUAUAAAAGGAAAAUGCUAUAUUUAGUUGUAAGACGUGAGCGCCCAGAGUCCGCAGCUGAACUGAAGGACUUCCAUGUGAUUUGCUGAACGAAUGCAGUCCACUCAAGAACAUGGCUAUGAACUGGAAUUCCUGUCUCACUUUUGUCGUUUCAUUUCUGGUCUUCAAGUUAUCCCACUUAACGGAGUUUGAGACCACUGUUCCCAGUGAGACGCAGCUUGCCAUCCUGGGGCAACAUAUAGUCCUAGACUGCAGCUUCCCUGUGGACAAACAAUGGGAUCCAACGCGGUGCCAGAUUGAAUGGAAGUUAGACAAGGUGGUGGUCCACAGUUUCUACUAUGGUCAGGACCACCUGAACGACCAGAGCAGUCGCUAUGUCAACAGAACCAGCCUGUACCACUCUGAUAUACAGAAGGGGAACGCUUCUCUCAGGCUGGAACGUGCCACUCUGGGAGAUGAGGGAAACUAUACCUGCACUGUGCACACAGAAAUGGGCCCAAAGAGGACAUCUGUAUCCCUUAAAUUAGCAGCAUUCUACCCUGAGCCUCGCCUGAAGUUCUCAACCUCUGCCUGUGGUGUGGAGCUACUCUUGACCACCGAGGGGUACCCCCGACCCUCAGUGCAGUGGCUGACUGUCAGUGGCGAGGACGUCGGCGACGACACAGUCACACACCUCUCCCAGGACACACAGGGCCUAUACACUGUUUCGAGCACAGUAUCCCUGCAAGGAGCGGUCAAUAAGACCCUGACGUUUGUCUUAAAGAACGAGGCUCUGGGACAGGAGAUCAGGAGAAACAUCACACUUCUCUCAGGAAAUAGUGUUGACGUGUCACCUGGGGUUUACCAAGAGAGAUGGUGGUUUGUUAUUACUGUCCUGGCUGUGAUGCUGAAAUACUUGUUGUGUAACUAAAAUGUAACCAUUUGUUGUUUUGCUUCUUGGACUAAUUUGUAAUGAUGCACAAUGCCACUAAGAAAAUUGAAUAAACUGUACAGAAUGCAUCUGUAAAUAAGUAAGU